CGUAGAUAGACACCUAAUGUGUAUGUUCAAUACCGACGUAUGUAUAUAAUCUAGGGAUGUGAUAUGUAUAUAUUUGUAUCAAUGUCCACUACGCAUUGAUAAACUAAGGAUUUAUUCUUUGUGUUACUGUACUAGGCCAACAUUAGUUAUACUGUUAUACGCCCUUUAACAGGAUGUCCGACAAUGUUGAACUGCCGCCUCCCACAGAUCCCAACCAGCCCCCCAAAACGAACGUUGCUAUCCGGUCUCCAGGAGAAUCCAAAGUCGUCAUUGAUCCGGAUGGCGAUCUCAACUUAGUCGUUGGGAGUCGGGACUCUCGUACCUUUGUUGUCUGUUCCAAAGCACUCGCCCGAGCAUCUCCGGUUUGGAAAACGUUACUCUACGGCGGGUUCGCAGAGUCCAUACAGCCCGAUAGGUCCACCGGUAAGGAAUGGAUUGUCAACCUCCCAGAUGAUGACGCAGCUGCGGUGCAGAUAAUUCUCAAUAUUCUGCAUUAUCGUUUUGACGAAAUCCCUAUAUCAGCCCACACUAUUUUGAGCGACAAAUACGACCUUACUCGGCUCCUUCGACCCUGGGUCAGAGGGUGGAGAGAUGGUCUGGCAGAGUGUGUCAAAACUGAAACAUUGACUGUGUUUGGUAUAGAGUGUCUGUCCUGGAUUACAUGGGAAUUAGGCUUUGGAGACUGAUUUCAUAAGCACGACCAAAUACCUGGUCCAAAACAGUAUGACGGAUGAUGAAGGAGGAUUAGUACGCUCCGAUACGCACAAGGCUUUAUUUUAUCAGAGUAUCGAGCCGGGAGAUCUUCGAAGUCAGUAGCA
Molecule: messenger RNA, 818 nt
Organism: Hypoxylon trugodes
Lineage: Eukaryota; Fungi; Ascomycota; Sordariomycetes; Xylariales; Hypoxylaceae
Exons: 2
Coding region: 174-686 (170 amino acids)
Source: RefSeq, a predicted model, not a curated record